Messenger RNA from Oncorhynchus masou masou (cherry salmon), 10324 nucleotides. RefSeq names its product histone deacetylase 4-like. Gene Ontology annotation, molecular function: histone deacetylase activity. Lineage: Eukaryota; Metazoa; Chordata; Actinopteri; Salmoniformes; Salmonidae. Gene Ontology annotation, biological process: negative regulation of transcription by RNA polymerase II. The record is from RefSeq and is a predicted model, not a curated record. The transcript has 25 exons. Bases 217 to 3285 code for a protein of 1022 amino acids.
GAGAGAGAGGGGAGGGGACAGAGCCGGAGAGUGAACUGUACACAGUGAGUGAGAAAACAGAGAGGUGGAGACUGAGAGCACUGUUCCGGUAUCUGCUGUGGACUGAGGCUGUGUUUUACUGAGUGUGUUGUGUCAGCGGUGGAGAGUUGAGCUCUGGUUCAGUGAGGCUGCUCUAGCAGAUCUCAUUAGCAACGCGCCAUCCGGAAAGCACAACCGAUGGUCGACGUGAGCAUGGCACUGCCCUUGCAGGUGCCCCCGGCUGCCAUUCCCAUGGACCUGCGCCUGGACCAGCCCUUUGGCCUAGCACCACGACCAGACGACCAGUGCCACCAAGGACAGGUCCCAGGUCAGCGGGAGCAGCAGCUGCAGCAGGAGUUGCUGGCCCUCAAACAUAAACAGCAGAUCCAGAGACAGGUGCUCAUCGCUGAGUUCCAGCGGCAACAUGAGCAGCUCUCACGCCAGCACGAGGCCCAGCUACAGGAGCAUGUUAAGCACCAGCAAGACCUCCUGGCUCUGAAGCAUCAGCAGGAGCUGCUGGAGCACCAGAGGAAGAUGGAGAGACACCGCCAAGAGCAAGAGAUAGAGAAACAUCAGAGGGAGCAGAAACUCCUGCUGCUUAAGAACAAGGAGCGUUGCCAGGAGAGUGCGGUGGCCAGCACAGAGGUCAAGAUGAGGCUGCAGGAAUUUGUCCUGAACAAGAAGAAAGCCCUGGCCCAGCGCAACCUCAACCACUGCAUGUCUACUGACCCACGCUAUUGGUAUGGGAAGACCCAGCACAGCUCCCUGGACCAUAGCUCCCCUCCCCAGACAGGGAUGUCCACUUACAACCAUGCCAUCCUGGGGAUGUACGACUCCAAAGACAACUUCCCUCUCCGCAAGACAGCCUCUGAGCCCAACUUGAAGCUCCGGUCCAGGCUAAAACAGAAGGUAACGGAGCGCAGAAGUAGCCCACUUCUACGCAGGAAGGACGGUCCAAUUACCACCGCCAAGAAGCGCUCUCUGGACAUGGCUGAAUCGGCCUGCAACAGCGCUCCUGGCUCGGGCCCCAGUUCGCCCAACAACAGCUCCAGUAACAUCACCAAUGAGAAUGGCAUCGCUGGCUCCAUGUCCAGUAGUUCAGUAGAGGCUUCCCCGGCCCACAGGCUGGCUGGCCGAGAGGGCCCCUUGAGCCAGCUGUCUCUGUACACAUCGCCCUCGCUGCCUAACAUCACCCUGGGCCUGCCAGCCACCGGCCCUUCCAGCGAAGGUGACAGGCUUUCAAUGCACAAUAGACUGCAGCAGGGCUUCCCCAUAACCACUCCCUUCAUCCCAGGGGCCCACCUGCCCUCCUACCUGACCGACGGGGGCUCGGCACACAACCCCCUCCUCCAGCACAUGGUCCUCCUGGAGCAGUCCCAGAACCCACUAGGUCUGUCCUGCUGCCUGGGCGGAAUGCCCCUGCAAUCGUCCUCCAUCCACAAGCUGCGUGGGCAGCACCGCCCCCUGGGGAGGACCCAGUCGGCCCCUCUGCCCCAGAACGCCCAGGCCCUGCAGCAGCUGGUGGUCCAGCAGCAGCACCAGCAGUUCCUGGAGAAACACAAGCAGCAGUUCCAGCAGCAGCAACUCCACAUCAACAAGAUGAUGGCCAAGCCCAUCGAGCCGGGGCCGGGGCCGGGGCGGCAGCACGAGAGUCACCCGGAGGAGACAGAAGAGGAGCUAAGAGAGCACCAAGCCCUAUGUCCCCAGGACGGAGGCCUCAUGUGUGGAGUGACAGUCAAGCAGGAGCCCCCGGACCCCCAGGAAGAGGAGAGGGACCACAGAGACAGGAUAGUUGACCAGGAGCUGCUCUUCCGACAGCAGGAUGUGUUGUUGGAGCAGCAGAGAAUCCACCAGUUGAGGAACUACCAGGCUUCGAUGGAGGCAGCCGGCCUGUCAAUCACCUUCCCAGCACACCGCCCCCUCUCCAGGGCCCAAUCAUCUCCUGCCUCGGCUUGCUUCCCCCCCAUCGUGGUGCAGCAGGAACCACCCACCAAGCCUCGCUUCACCACCGGACUGGUGUAUGACACGUUGAUGCAGAAGCACCAGUGUAUGUGUGGCAACACCAACACACACCCAGAGCACGCCGGACGUAUCCAGAGCAUCUGGUCUCGACUCCAAGAGACAGGACUGAGGGGCCAGUGUGAGUGUAUACGGGGGCGGAAAGCCUCACUGGAAGAACUGCAGACGGUUCACUCUGAGGCCCACGUCCUUCUGUAUGGAACCAACCCACUUCGACAGAAACUCGACAGUUCAGUUACUCCCAUGUUUGUGAGGCUGCCUUGUGGAGGGGUGGGGGUGGACAGCGACACCAUUUGGAACGAGGUCCACUCGUCCAGUGCUGCUCGUCUAGCUGUGGGUUCUGUCGUGGAGCUUUGCUUCAAAGUGGCGGCUGCAGAGCUCAAGAAUGGUUUUGCUGUAGUCCGGCCCCCUGGACACCAUGCAGAGGAGAGUACACCUAUGGGAUUCUGUUACUUCAACUCAGUGGCCAUCGCUGCUAAACUCUUGCAGCAGAGGCUCAGUGUCAGUAAGAUCCUGAUUGUGGAUUGGGAUGUUCACCAUGGCAACGGCACACAACAAGCAUUCUACAGCGAUCCCAACGUUCUCUACCUGUCACUCCAUCGCUACGACGAUGGCAACUUCUUUCCUGGCAGUGGAGCGCCUGAUGAGGUGGGCACUGGGGCAGGUAUGGGCUUCAAUGUGAACAUGGCUUUCACCGGGGGACUGGAACCACCCAUGGGAGACGCAGAGUACCUGGCUGCCUUCAGGACGGUGGUGAUGCCCAUCGCCAACGAGUUUGCCCCCGACGUGGUGCUGGUGUCGUCUGGCUUCGAUGCCGUGGAGGGCCAUCCGUCACCCCUGGGAGGGUACAGGCUGACGGCCAAAUGUUUUGGAUACCUGACCAGGCAGCUGAUGGGGCUAGCCGGAGGCCGCAUGGUACUGGCCCUGGAGGGGGGCCACGACCUCACUGCUAUUUGUGAUGCCUCCGAAGCCUGCGUCUCUGCUCUGCUAGGAAUCGAGUUGGAUCCUAUCCCUGAGGAGGUGAUGCAGCAGAGGCCCAACCCCAAUGCUGUUCACUCCAUGGAGAAGGUGCUGGAGGCACACAGUAAAAACUGGCGCUCUCUUCAGCGCGGGGCCUCCACGCUGGGCUACUCUCUGAGCGAGGCUUGCCGGGUUGAGACGGAGGAGGCCGAGACCGUCACCGCCAUGGCCUCCCUCUCUGUGGCCAACAAGCAGAGGAAGAGCGAGGAGGAGCCUAUGGAGGGCUGACCAUGCCCCCUUCAUCAAUCAGAGACCCUCAAAGGUCUCCAAUUUAGGUCUCCCAUUUAGUACUCAGCCAACCUCCAUUUCAAUUUGACCCCACCCCUUGACCCCACUCGCACCCUGUCUAGGAGGCGCACCAGCCCCGGGGGGGGGCAGGGGGCAACGUAUAGAACGACUCGGUAUGAAACGGAAAUGGAAGACAUCACUAUCUCACUCGCCCCGAGUGUUCGGACUAAAACACCCCCGAUGUGUGGUUCCGUCUCUACGUGGGGAGGCAGAACACAAGGAGCGCCGGGUUUCCGGGUUUUGUCAGGUCUUUACUCCAGGACCGGUGGGAUCUAAGGUGACUUUGAAUCAUCCCACGCUGGCAACAUUGAGUGUCUGUGCUUCUUUGGAACAGACACACUCGCUACGUUCGAAGUACUGCUCCAGACACAGAAUUUCCCAUUUAGCCAUCUCCUUUCAUUUUUUUUGCUUUCUGUCGUUUGUUCCUUUGCCCUCUUCCGUUCACGAAAAACCGCAACCGAGCCCUGUGAUGUCAUUACUACUUUGUUUUACGAAUGUUUGAUUGUUACCAUUCAUGAAAGACUUUGAGAAAGGAGAGAUGUCGCAGGGUUUGCUGAUAUUUCUUGGCACGUUUCUCGAUUGGCAAAAAUCAGGCGUUUCUUUUGUUUGUUGCAGAAGAGGAAAGGUAUGGAGCGAGGAAAAGAGAAGGGGAACACGAUGGACAGGUGACCCGGGGCCUCAUUUAUCAAAACAUUGUCUGAACCUUGCGGGCGCCAGUUUUCACGCAAAGAUUGGUGUUUAUCCAUUUUGAACUCGAUGGGAAAGUGUGCGUAUAUCUACUGAAAUCUCAGACCAUGUGCACUCACAACUUCUAGUGGUUCAUCAACUGUAUUGCAAGCAAAUAUGAUUAUUUUUGGGGGGAAAUUGAGGUGUUUGAGGCACGGGAAUUUAUAAUAAUGGUAGGCUAAUAAAAACAUUAAAACAUAGGCCUAAUGAUAAAACAGAUGCUUUUGCCGUUGGUAAGGAGAUCACAUAGCAGCAUGUUCCCUAAUAUAUUUAUUUUACUUUUAUUAUAUAGACCUAAAUCAUAAUCAUAUUGCGGGACAUGUCUCUCCUUUUCUGACAUGACUGGUUUAUUUCUGCUACACAACAAAUAUUACACUACCAUUUAGCCAUCUCUCAUUCAAUAGCCAAGCAUGCUUGAAAGUAAAUAGACUGGUAGCCUAUGACAGUAUAGCUAGGCUAAAGUAUUCUUGUGCGACAGGAUCGCGACAUCGCAGCCCAUUUCAUCUCAGAGACGAUGCCAAAGUAGGAAAUAUAAACACAAUCGUGUAUUGAUGAAGGAAAUAUUGAACAACAACUCUUAUGUUGCAUAGAAGUCUGGGCUCUGAGCAGCAUUUACUUUUCAAUUGUUCAAUAGACAAUCCAUCUUGCCGAAUACAUGGCCGGUGUUUGGCACGCACUAUAGUUUAAAAAAAAAAAGUCACUGCAAAAGAUGAAAACAUUCGGGCCACACCUCUAACAGAAAUGUGAUCACAUUUACCAUUGCACUUUCUUUUAGUGACUAUCACGGCCCAGUUCCAAUGUCUCUUCAUCAUACAGCAGAUUAUGGUGUUUUUGUUACCAAUAAAGGUGAAUGGAGGGCAUUUUGCCAGGCAGGAUUGUAACGCUCGUUCACCAGCGUGCAAAUAUAGUAUGGCUCUGAUUAAUCAAUGAAAACAUGCGUAUAUGUUGCGUGCAACAGUUUGAUAAAUCCCAAUCAUUUUGUUCUGCACACAAAUCCUAGAAUGUCUACGUACGGCAGGAUUGAGUAAGAAAUGUAUGCAAUGGUUGAUAAAUGAGGCCCCGGGUCAUCUGGUUUGAGAUGACAGACUAUAAAAAGACCGUGAGUUUGUGCCUUUUUCAGUUUCUGCCUGGUGGAUUUCACGAUGAACUCAAGACCAAGAGCUUUGCCUUAAAUUUGUUUUGGAGGGAGAGAGGUGUGCCCUCCUAUCGCUCUCACGUCUCAUCUCCUUUUGUGGUAGCGAGACUGGCGGUGCCAAAACGGUGGCACAUCGACUGGAGGCCCUUGGCAUGUUUACCCUGACUUCCCUGGAGCCUACUCUCCCACCCUGUCCCGUUUGACCUUGUUGUCAGUGCUUGACCUGGGCAGGAGCUCCCCGCAGCUGACUACCGGCACACAAAAUCCAAGUCAAACACUACUUGUCGUAACCCCUUUACUAUCGUUUAGAAGGCAGUUGCCGUGCUACACAGGGACUGACAUGGUUGAGUCUUUUUCAGUGGAACGAGAGCCUUCAAUGUUUGAAACGUCAGCCAAUGAUGUGGCUUUCUUCUAGUAUAUAAACCCUAUACCAAAUACACGCCACCUCUAAGAAAGAGUUAGCUAGCAUGCACUGUAGUCUGUUCUAGAGAGAUUUGCCAUUUUAAACUAGAAUGCUGUUCAAAAACAGUAGUAGUAAGACAAGAAAUUAUGCCAAAGCGUGACGUUGCUAUCAGCUCAAUAGUCUGUUGCCACGUAGUAUUGUAGCCAUAUAGGACAGAUAUUGCUAUCAUGACUUUACGUUCAAAAGUGUUCUCUGUGAGGGAAUUAUAGCAGUUGACCAAUUUCUAUCUUACACACCUCACCCUUCAAAACGUUCAGACACUCUUACCUUCAUCUAGGGGCUCUACCCACAAUUAGCCGUUCAUUUGGCUUUGUUCACAGAGAUAAACAACUCACGAGUUUUUGUUACCAUGGUGACAGAGCAGUUAGACAGAACAAAGAUAAACAAUCAAAUCUCAUGAGUCUUUGUGUUACCAUGGUGACAGAGCAGUUAGACAGAGGUGUACCACCUUUGUGAGUUUACAGAGGGGAGCAAGUGGCACCCAUAUUCUCUGACAUUUGAUCCACGCUCCUUGUUAGGCACAGCUGCUCACCAAGUGUCAGGUGCUACUGAGUGUGUGUGUGUGUGUGUGUGUGUGUGUGUGUGUGUGUGUGUGUGUGUGUGUGUGUGUGUGUGUGUGUGUGUGUGUGUGUGUGUGUGUGUGUCACAUGUCACGAUCCAGUGAAAAAAAACCUUUAUACAUUGACACAGUCACCAUAGCUACUGCUAGGUGUGUGUUUUUAGGUACAGGAAAGUGUUUUUAACCUUGUGUGUGUGAGACGCAUUAAAUAACUGUGUCUCUAACUACAUACAUUUGACUUAGUUCACAAACACCUAUAGCUCAGAAUGCAGAGAAUGAAUGAAAGUAGUGAUCUCUGAAUACAUUUUUUUGAAACCCCCCCCAACUCAUGUUUCGCCUCCUGGCAACUACCUUCGACAUUGUUCCAUUGACGUCAUAAUCACUUUUUCCUACUGUUGGUAAACGAGGAAGAACUGAGAAGAUUCUGCAUUGAUCUUUCCUUGAGAUGUUUCCACCACGAUUGUUUUGAUGACUACUCCAUCCGUGUGGUUUUUACCCAUCGUUGUCUCUUUUUCUUCUUCUUUCUGUUAUGUCCUGGUUGUCUUUAGAAGUGGACUCCAGUGUCUUUGGUUUUUGUGCUUUUGAGUUGUUUUCCUGCCAUUUUGUAUUCGUUUGAGUUCUUUCUCUCUCUUACACUUUGUGCAGUUCCUUUUCAUGGUGAAAGGUUCUGGGGUUGUGAGGGGUGGGAUAGGGUAUGUAAAUAUUUCUACUUUGUAUAAUGAUUCCAACAAUUGUGUAUUUACUAUGCUGGCUGUUCAUGGUAGAUUUAUAUAUGACAACAAAUCUAUAAGUAUAUUAUAUAUUAUAAGAAAUUGCAAUCUUGUUUUGGGAAAAGAACAUUUGAAUUGCAAAGUGAUAUGCUCAUGUUUCAUUCCCUGGUCUGGUUCGGCCCUUCCUUGUGUCGCUGAGGGCACUGUUCAUUAUCCCUGACUGCCAUUGGCUGAGGGUUCAGUACAGUAGCAUCCCAUUUGGUGUCAGUCUCUCUACAGUGUACACCACUGACCUGGGCUCGAGUAAUACUUCCUGACACUACAUAGAGGAGUAGAAAGGCUGUCCCCAAACAAGGGCUUAGGAAAAGGGAUAAGUCGCUUGUCUCUUAUAUUUAAUUUCCUUCUCCAUUCAGACAUUGUGACAACCCACCCAUGUAAACAUGGGGUUACAGUGGAAUUUCACACUCUUAUGUCGCUAACACUUUCUAACCUGCAACCAAACACUCUAGCUGUGUUUUGUCAAAAACCUUCUGUAUACUAUCUAAGGAUGUGUAAUUCAGAAGCAGUAGCGGUGCGUGGAUAAAAUCACCGGGGAAGCCAAGCCAGUAAACAAAAUGCCAUAUUACAACUUAUGUGUUGUGAUAAUUACGUGGUUUGCUCUAUAACCUGUUAGUUCAUAUGCCUUGCCACCGUGAUAUAUAUAUAGGCCUAAGGCCGAGACAAUAAGGAGACAAAGUGGCAGAAUAAAUUCAACCACAGCUUUGUUUCACCACAAAACCGUGGAGCAACAUCUAUCCAGUGGAACAUCUAUCCACCAAGUGUAUUGUGACAAACAGUUACAUGAUCUACAGCAUGGUCAAUCAAGUUGAUGUUUCUGACAUUUUUGGACUACUAAACAACUUGAUUUAGGACACCGGAGAGUUACCCAAGUUGCAAAGAAAACAGAAGAUGCCUCCACUAUUCCAGCACCAUUUCAACUUCAACAUUUAAAAAUCAUCAAAUCACCUCUGCUUAGUCUAAUAAAGUGACAACUAAAAUAUUCCAAAAACCAUUCAGCCCAUUCAACGUCAGCUAAAUAUGAUGUGUCUGUCCAUAGUACUGAUUUCUCUGUGUGUGUCUGUGUGUGUGCGCGCGUGUGUGCGCGUGUGCAAUGAAGUAGGAAAACAAACAUGUUGACUCACCCUACUUGUAGAGAAACGUCAAUGCCAUCCCCCUCUCUUGCCGAAACGGUUUAUGACUGUCAUACAGUACACGUUUUUAGUUUUUGUUGUCUUAGGCUGCCUGGCUAAAAUGCUUUGUCGCUAGCCUAACUUCCUUUCAUGGCUAUCAAUUAGCCAGCUAAUUAACAUUCACCAACUACAUCUAGCUAUAUAUUGAACUUCCAUCCUCUCAGGCCAGAGGCACAAUGUCAAUGUAUGGUUAGAACCGAAUUGCCAUUAUAAUCAUUGGCCAGUAUGGAUAAUUAAGUAAAACCACAAGUCCAAAUCCCUAUCUCCAUCCAUGACACAUUUAGGAAAGGGACACUUUUAGCUAGCUAGCUAGCCACCAGAGGACAACAACACAACGAGAUGCAACAAUUCAAGUUUUUUUCUGUCAAUGACAUUUGGCUUCAUUUGAUGUGAUUAGUGUGAAGCAAAAUCCAAACUGACUUCCUUAACACUUUUUUUGGUGUGCCAGGACCAUUCACAGUUAAGCUCACUCAGUUUAGCUCAAGGCUGAUUGGCUGUUAUUGUGUAAAAAAAAAAUCAAGGAAGGUAAAUGCUCACUUGCUUCCCUUACAUUCAAUGCUAUGGGCAGCAACAAUAUCAUACUCUUUUUGACCAGACAGCAUCGGAUAGGUGGCCUACACAUAGAGACAGAACGGCACUGUUUCGCUCGCUUGGAUGCUUUCUCCGGUGAGAUACAUUCAGCCUCUUGCGAAUUGAAGGAAAAUGAUGAAACACAGAGAGACGAAAGAUAAAUUAUUUUAUAUGUUAUUUUUCUUCAAUUUUGGGGGAAGCCCGGCUUCCCUUUGCAUUCAUGAAUACACGCCACUCUUUCUGAAGGGCCUGUCUUGGAAUGACAUGAUAAUUACACAAGGGUUUCCCUAUAAUGAUUAAUCACUAUAAGCCCAGGAGUCGUAGUUAACCCAUCAAAAGCCCCCCCCCCCUCACCCUUUGACCUCAUCCAGCCCAAACUGCUCCUCUCUGACGGCUGAAGCAGAUGUCUAGUGAGGUCAAGGGUCAUCUCAAUGGAUCCAGUCUCAGCCAAGGGGGUGGAGUAUGAAUUAAUAGUCGAGUGUGCGUCACAGUUGUGGUGGUUGUUAUUGUAUUGGGGCACAAUAGUAACCGAUCAUCCAGAGCUCUCCCAGAAUGCACCAGCCUGAGCAAUUGGUAGUUAUGGUUUCGUCACUUGUAUUCAAGCAAUCUUUCUCAAAGGGACUUUAUACUAUCUGGUUAUCAUAGUGUCCAGAUAGUCAUUUGAAUAUUCUCGUGCUCUACAGACAUUCCAUUUGUUCGUUUUUUAAAUUUGUUUUAUCGUCUGUGUUUUUUUUUUUUCGUUUUUUUCUUCUGUUCUCACAAAAAGGCCUGAGGAUUGUCUGUGGGUUUUUUUCUGCACCAUUCCUCUUCCACCAUCUCUAACUUUCUCUGCAUGGUUUGUGUAACCGCAUGCCUGUCUCUGUCCCUGUAACUUAUCUGCACAAGGGAAAAAAGCACUGAAUGGACAGAAGUACGUUUUUAUUACAGCAUCAGGAUUCGGGAGCGAAGCAUGACACGAGAACUUGUUUUUUUGCAACCUCUUUUUUUUUCCCCUCUCCCACAAUUGACGAUGAGGAAGAACGGCGCUCCAUGUUGGUCUGACAGAUGUGCUUUUUACACGUAAAAAAAUAAAAAAAAAUAAACAGCAAACGGAACGACUUUUAACAUUUUACAACAUCUUUAUCUCGCACUUGUGACAUACAGACAAUAGAUUUUAUCGUAUUUGUGCACAACAACAAACACACACACACACACAAAAAAAAAAAACAUUUUAGGGAAACUAAACUGCGGAGGCAACAGGAGAGACCAACUCAUUGUAUCAUUUGAAGUUGGGACGGGGAGAGUGUUUUGUUUCCGAGGCAUCUGGAGAUAUCAAAGGGCUCUGUACCCGAUGAAUGGUCUAUAUCGUCGUCAGGGUUGUCCAUUCCACUUCAGCCAGUAAUAUCUGUGACCACUGUGGUAAAAAAAGAACAGUUAUAGGUUUACAAAAUGCAUCUGUUACGAAAUGCAUCUGUUUUUAUAUUGUUUUCUUUUGACUCUUGUUCUCUCCAUUGUUACAGAAUAGUACCCCCCCCCCCUUGGGACCUUAGCUCUAACAUUUUCUCUUUUGACAUCUACACUAUAAAGUAUAACGUUUUGGAAAAACCA